Messenger RNA from Mustela lutreola (European mink), 8358 nucleotides. It is a transcript of the gene SYN3, whose product is annotated as synapsin III. Gene Ontology annotation, molecular function: ATP binding. Bases 279 to 2015 code for a protein of 578 amino acids. Gene Ontology annotation, cellular component: synaptic vesicle; synaptic vesicle membrane. Gene Ontology annotation, biological process: neurotransmitter secretion. The transcript is spliced from 14 exons. The record is from RefSeq and is a predicted model, not a curated record. NCBI's taxonomy places the organism in Eukaryota, Metazoa, Chordata, Mammalia, Carnivora, Mustelidae.
CAGGCGGCAGAGGAGAGACGCUCCAGCGCGGUCGGUGCGGAGGCUGAGCUCGCGGACCCUGAGCGCUUCCUCAGGCGGGCGGCGCGUUGGAGGCAACCGCCCCGCUACGCCCCGGGCGCUGGUUUCCUGGCAGCUCGCACGGUUAGCAAAGACAGCUGAAGUCGACUUGUGCAGGAUUCCCCUGGCUCUUCUGUGACCUCCUCUCCCUGGUAGCCUGUGUUCUGGGCCUCACCUAAACAAGUCUGAGUAAGAACAAGCCAUCUCUUCCAUCCAUAGCCAUGAAUUUCCUCCGACGGCGCCUCUCUGACAGCAGUUUUGUGGCCAACCUGCCCAAUGGCUACAUGACAGACCUGCAGCGCCCAGACAGCUCCACCAGCUCUCCUGCUUCCCCAGCUAUGGAGAGGAGGCACCCCCAGCCCCUGGCAGCCUCCUUCUCCUCUCCAGGAUCCAGCCUCUUUAGUUCCUUCUCCAGUGCCAUGAAGCAGACCUCACAAGCCCCCUCAGGGCUGAUGGAGCCUCCAGGUCCCUCUGCUCCCAUUGUUCAAAGGCCCAGGAUCCUAUUGGUGAUCGAUGAUGCCCACACAGAUUGGACCAAGUAUUUUCAUGGAAAGAAGGUGAAUGGAGAGAUUGAGAUCCGAGUAGAGCAGGCUGAAUUCUCAGAGUUGAACCUAGCUGCCUAUGUUACUGGGGGCUGUAUGGUGGACAUGCAAGUCAUGAGAAAUGGGACCAAGGUUGUGAGAUCCUUCAAACCAGACUUCAUCCUGGUCCGUCAGCAUGCCUACAGCAUGGCCCUGGGUGAAGACUACCGAAGCCUGGUCAUUGGCCUCCAGUAUGGAGGGUUGCCUGCUGUCAACUCCCUCUACUCUGUCUACAACUUCUGCAGCAAGCCCUGGGUGUUCUCUCAACUCAUUAAGAUCUUCCAUUCCUUGGGUCCUGAGAAGUUCCCACUUGUGGAACAAACAUUCUUUCCCAACCAUAAGCCAAUGCUCACAGCGCCCCACUUCCCUGUGGUGGUCAAGCUGGGACACGCCCAUGCCGGAAUGGGAAAGAUCAAAGUAGAAAACCAGCAUGACUACCAGGACAUCACCAGCAUGGUGGCUAUGGCCAAAACCUACGCCACCACUGAGGCCUUCAUUGACUCCAAGUAUGACAUCCGCAUCCAGAAAAUCGGAUCCAACUACAAAGCUUACAUGAGAACCUCCAUCUCUGGAAACUGGAAGGCCAACACAGGCUCUGCCAUGCUGGAGCAGGUGGCCAUGACAGAGAGGUACAGGCUGUGGGUGGACAGCUGCUCAGAAAUGUUUGGCGGCCUGGACAUCUGCGCCGUCAAGGCCGUCCACAGCAAGGAUGGCAGAGAUUACAUCAUUGAGGUGAUGGACAGCUCAAUGCCCUUGAUUGGGGAGCACGUGGAAGAGGACAGACAGCUGAUGGCUGACCUCGUCAUCUCCAAAAUGAGCCAGCUCCUGAUGCCGGGUGGCACAGUGCCCUCGCCCCUGAGGCCUUGGGCUCCGCAGUCCAAACCAGCAAAAUCCCCCGGGCCGGCCCACAUGGGACCUCUGCUUGGACAGCCCCAGCCACGGCCACCUACACAAGGGGGCCCUCGCCAAACUCCGACCCAGGCGCCUGUGCGAUCCGGAAGCCCGUCCCAGCAGCGGCUCUCCCCGCAAGGCCAGCAGCCCCUGAGCCCACAAUCCGGAUCUCCGCAGCAGAGAUCACCAGGCUCUCCGCAGCUGUCCCGGGCAUCCAGUGGCACGUCUCCAAACCAGGCCUCCAAGCCAGGCGCCCCCCUCACCUCCCAGGCCCGGCCCCCCGUUCAAGGCCGAAGCGUCUCCCAACAGGGUGAAGAGUCCAAGAAGCCAGCACCACCUCAUCCUCAUCUCAACAAAUCCCAGUCCCUGACUAACAGCCUCAGCACAUCUGAUGCUUCCCAGCGCGGGACCCCAAGUGAAGACGAGGCCAAGGCCGAAACCAUCCGCAACCUGAGGAAGUCCUUUGCCAGCCUGUUCUCGGACUAAGCCAGCCGGGGCUGGGACAGGGGAGUGCUCCGUUCCACUCGACCUUCUCCUGUCUCACCUUCCUUCUCAGCCUUGGUUCCCGAUGGGAACAGAAUGGAGGGCCUGAGAAUAUACUCUCUAAAUGCCUUUGACCCAGGAACCGAGUAUGUAUACAUGUCCCCCUCCCUUUAUCAUGACAUUCCAGCGUCAGCCAACUCAGUGGUGGGCCUUUGAGAGCCUCCAGGUUCCUCAGAUCAUGCCCUAAAGGCAUCACAUCACCCUGCCUGCCCACAUGCUUGCUCCCCUGCCUUAGAUAACCAAGUGAAAUGUCUGUGUGUGGCUAGUUUUCACAUUUCUUGUUAGUGUUUUGCUUGCCUUCCAGCAAAGGCCCCCUCUAGGCCUGGCCUGCCUUCCAUCAGGUGCAGGCACUGGGACCUCAGUGACAUUGGAGGCAAUAAUCCUCUGACAGUGCUUUGCAAACAGAAGGAGAAAAGCCCAGCCAGGGGUACCUACCUACCCAUGCUAACUCCAUCCAGGCUCGAGAUCACCCCUCAGACCAGCCAGGCUGAACCCCAUCCCACGUGGCCACCGGUGGGAUCUAGAGAACCGUGGAAAGGAAUCAGAUCCUGUGUGACAAGUGGGGCCUUCCGGAACACAACGGAAAUGGAGGGGAAGUCUUGAAGAGCUGCUCACGCCCAGAUUGGACAGCUAAGAGCAGACCACAGGUUCUUCGAUGAAUCAUCUCUAGUUCCAAGAGGAGGAAAAUGCCUUCCACUUCCCAAGGUGGGAGUCAGCUUGGGGCUCCUCCAGCCAUUCUGUGUUACACCACGAGUAACUCUGAAUUCCCUCCAGGAACGCUGUCCCCUCCUCCAAGAUAGAGGACGAGCCAGAGAGAGUCCACGGAUCAAUGGCUCAGGCUGAGAAAGGGCUGUGACAGCAACUUCGAGGCUGGCAUGUCAGGGACUGUUGUCAGCAAGGCACGGUAGGUUACUCAGUUAUAAAAGGGUCCCAUGCUCAAAUAUGUUUAGGAAACACUGUUUCUAUUUCUUGCUUUGAAGUUGGUAGUACCCAUUACAUGUCAAAGGCCCUCCGGCCUCCUGCAGUAAAGAAAUGAGCUUUCACCUUGCUUAACCCAAACUUAUCUGACAAUACCAGUUCCCUGAGGAGCUGGCAGAGGUCCCGACUCCUUUCCCAAAGCUCUUUCCCUACAUCAGACUGCCUCCCGUGAUCAGACGGGGUGCAGGGCUGCCCCCAGUUCCCACGCACCCGGUGCUAUAAACAUUGCAGGUGCCAGAACCAGCCUCCUGGGCUUGAAAAGAGCCCAGGACGUUAGAACAUAGCCACCACGCUCUCCCCUUACAGCCUACCUUGCGACUUGAGACACGUCUUCCCCUCCCUGUUGACAGAAAGAGAGAGGGAGGUGACACUGAACUUGUCCUUGGCCUGGAGCUACAUUCUAGAGGAGAGGAAGCUUGCAGGACAGGGUGUACCACCACCACCAAGCCCACGUGAUUGGAAGAUCAGGAACACAGAAACCACCCGAGGCAAUCAUCACUCACAUGCACGGGAGAUUCAGAUCUGAAAAAGUCAACCUCACUUGAUUCUCACUUAGUAAUUAAUCAAAUGCAACCCAAAACACACAACAGAGGGGUCAUAGGCCCGAUAAAGUUUCUUGAAGUGUGGGCGCAGCUAGCUUCAUUUCAGACCAAAGGAGUCGGGAUUUCUGGUCGUAAGGCCCAGACCCUGUGCUGGUCAGUCUCCCUGCGUAGUUCACGUGCACACAGAAGCGCAUACUGAUGUCAGCCCAGCAGCCCCUGCUGAGCGGCGUGUGAAGGCCACGCGGUGAGAGCAGCACUGGUAGGGAUGCUGUACACCCAGGGAGCCAGAUUGGACAGCCAGAUUGGACAACCCAAUGCUGUACACCCAGGGACCCAGCCCUCAGCCCUUGGUAAGCCGAACCCGUGGUUCCAUGAACAGGAUUGCCUGGCUGAAAUGUUCCCAUUUCCCUAUAAUCUGUCCCCUCCCUAAAAACAUCUCCACUUUCAAGCUCAAGCUCCCAGAUACUCCAGCUACAGUACUGCACACUUUUCUCAUCCGGCCAGGCAUCCCAAUUUCUAGAACCGUGCACACAUGAUCCGUGACAAUAACACCACAGCCAGCACAUCGGAAGCAAUCUUCCACUGGAAAAUUUGAGCAUUGAGACAAAGCGUGGUCUUGGCAAGAGCACGGAGCCCCAAAAUGGGCUGUUUGCUCACAUGGGCUGGCACGUGCCCCUUCCAAAAUUUCACCUUUCAUAGCUGUGACAUUUUGGACUGGGAAAGGACAAAAGGAAGUGAGGAAGGGCGUCACUCUGUGGAGGUUCUGAAAGGUUGUAUGUGGUUUUGCUUUCGACCCAAGGGAAGCCUAGCAUUGUCCCUCCAGGCUGACUUAGUGAGGCUGAAACUUGAGGAAGAGCCCUUUGGUUUGUGCUAAAGUGACGCACAAAGGGGUUUGAAGGAGGUAGCCUCAGGGGACACUGUCACCAGCACGAGAGAAUACCGUGGUCUUCCUCCUGUGGCCAUGGUGAGAUGGUUCUGUGGCUUAGGUGUAAAGUUGGCUUUCCAGGGACACUGAGUAUACACACCGUCUCUCUUCCAUUAUCCCCCGGGGUUCUCCUCACCAUCACUGCUCUCCCUACGAACGGUCAUGCCUGCCGAGUAGGCAGGGAGGAAGGGCCCUCACUCUCACGGCCGCAAACACCGUAGCAAAGCCCGGGGGGGCGCCUCCUGACAUUCCCUUGAAGUCUGCGGUGGAAGGAGCCCUGGGGAAAUCAAGCUGACGAAGGCAGCCUGAGGAGCAGCUACGUGAGUCAAGCACGGGGCACACUGCUUGGCGCACAGGUAUCUAGGACAUGUUUUAGGUACUAGUGAAAUGUACACAAAGUGUGAAGAUUGGAGAAAAUGGCUGUCUUCAGAAGAGCCUCUGUGCGAGGAAGUCACUUGCCCAGGAAAAGAAUCAGAGUCUGAAAAGGAAUGGGGGCAGAACCAGGAGGCCAGGAGGCCGCCCCUAUGAGGCACGUGGCCAGGGGGGCAGGGGCGGCCACAGGGCUACUAGGGCCAGGAGCCGGCGGGCAGCCGACUGUGCAUCGGCACAGUCAGAAGAGGCCGUGGCGAGUGGACCAGGACAAUACGAUGGCUCAUACAGCAGAGACCAAGACUGAGAGGCCCCGUGCAGACCACGCACCACACCAGAGCCCAGCAAAGCCUCGCAGACAGCCCCAGCUCCAGGCCUUUCACAGGCAUACUGGGUCCCUUUGGAGCCCGCCCCUCCCAGCACCAGGGAGCAGACAGCUCAUGCUUCACUCGGUGUCAUGGGACAGGUCAGGGGCUCGUUCUGCUUUACGUGUUUAGCACGGGUGAGAGGACAUGGGUCAGAGUCAGAGCUGAAGCCGGUUGAGUCAGGCAGGCGGAGGCAGCAGUCGAGGAAUCAGCUGGAGGACUAGCUCAGAGCCUAAGUGCACUUUCCUUGUAUCACGCGCUUUCUUCAUGCUGGAGAGCACACCAGCUGGUUACUAACCCUACUGACAACAGUCAGAAGCUGUCCUCGACUCCCACUCAGUCAGUGAUAAAAUUCCGAGGUUCAGUCUAAUAUUUGGACUCUAAGAGAAAGCAUUUGGGGUUUGGUUGGAGAUUAAUUGGAAGUUUGGGCAACAAGCAAGUCAGAUCGGUCCAUUAACCAAACAGAAUGCACGAAGGGCGCAGAGGCUCCCUUGUGUGUCCACACAAAAUAGAUGACAAAAUAGACAAAAUGGAUGAGAUCAGGACUCUUAGAUGCUGGGCUGAGAGCUCUCUCGACCGGCCAGCCGAGAGGAAGAGGAGAAUGGCCAGGACGUGAUUUCUGAAAUCAGGGCAGCAUUCCUUUAAGGGAAAACCAAUCAAAAAUGCAAUGUUCCUUGUACAACACACGUGUGUGAAUCCUUUAAAUUCCCCCCUUGCCUUCCAUGGUUUGUGUUCCGAUUACUCGGUCUUCCCACUUGUGGUUCCCAUUUCCAAACUCUCACUGUGUCGGCAUCUGCUAUCUGCGGUCUUCCGCUGCGUCUCGGGCAGAAGCAAGUUAGCGCUUGGCAGCCACCACCCGGGGAAGGAGAACGGGAAGUCCUGGCGCCCGCCCCGAGCCCAGGGAGCAAAGGGUGGAGGGUCGGCUCCGUCAAAGUAAGAAUUACUGAGAUCUGAGGCUGAGCAGUGAUCUCAGAACCUGGAACGCCAAGAGUGAGAGGAUAAAAUUAACCAUUUUUACAGAGGGAAUCACAAAACCUUCCAUCGGAGGGAAAAGAUACCUCCCGUGAUUUGCUGUCCAGCCAUGCCAAACCGUAUCUUCCAUUUAUAAAGAGAAGGGGAGGGGGCGCUCCUGGGUGGCUCAGUCAGUUAAGUGUCUGCCUUCGGCUCAGGUCAUGAUCCUGGAGUCCUGGGAUCGAGUCCCAUGUUGGGCUCCCUGCUCAGCAGACAGCCUGCUUCUCCCUCCCCUCUGUCCCUCCCCCUGCCUGUGCUCUCUCUCUCAAAUUGAUACUUAAAAAAGAAUAAAACUAAGUUUAAAAGAGAGAGAAGCGGGAGAGAGAGAAAGAGAGAGAGAGCACUCCUGUUAGUAAAAUUAACUGUAGGAGGAAAAUACGGGGCCACAGAAAGUCGUUAAGGCUCCAAGCCACCGAAGAACCGUCUUACCGCAACACUUCCAGUGGCGCUCAACGCUUUCCAGCCUCCGGCCCAGUAGGAUCGAAGUGAUGUCAGAAGGUCACACAGCGCACAUGCCGCCGCCAGACCGUGAUCUGACCCUCAUGACCCACCAGCAAUACACAGGGCUCUACAGUUUCAGCCGAAUGAAAAGAAUGUAGUUUACAAGCUUCUAAACUAUAAAUUUAGCUAUUCAAGAGGAAAAGCUUUGAGGCUGGUUUAAGGAUUUAGAACAAACUGCCGUUCGAGGACUGCAAAUCCAGGCAUAGGGCACACCGCCAAUAUGCUCCCCCAAGACAUGUGUCACGCUGGCCCGGAAGCCGGAGGUGUGUCGAAGGGAGGAGCCCCUGCAGCCACCGGACACCAGCACCAUUCGUGGACCUCUCGAGGGCCCUUCAAAUACGACUGCAUUUUGCAAACUCAUUGUUUUAUAGUAUUUGGUGCUUCUGGUCAUCACUAUGUUCUCCCACUACACACGCGCGUGCACGCGCACGUGCACACGUGCACACACACACACACACUGCAGCCUACCACCACAGACACCCACGGAGAAGUGUAGAGAUAGAGGAGGGUGUACUUGGACCCACCAAAGCUUCAGGUAAUUCUUCAGCCCAGACCCAAUUAGAGCCACACUGCAUCUAGUGGACACUUGUUUUUUUGAAAAGCUGUCCUAUAGCUCAGCUGUCACAAAAUAUCACAGAAAGAAAUGUUAAAGCCCCAAUCCUUUGCCUAGGUACAUUAAGCUACUACAGGCGGCAUGGCCUCCAGAAAAUCCUAUUGACUGAAUUUUCUUCACUGUGAUGGGAAUAAAAGACUAUAUGUGUAGCAAAAAAAAAUAUUUUCACAUGUAUGUAGGACUCAAAAUAUUCUUACGGCAUAGAACAUUCCAAGCCAUUUCCUUAUAUGCAAAACAGAUUUUUUAAAAAGCAGGAAGACAUUGACAAUAUUCCUAAAUAUUGUCUGCAAAUACUAAUGGGGUUUUAUUUUCUGUGUUGUGAUUCAGGUUUUCAUUUGUCACUAUAGCAUGUUUGUAUAGUUGUACGAUAAGACAUGUGUGUUUGGCCUUUUUCUUGUAAGAUAAAUAAAUCCUGAAUUUUGUGCAUUUUAAAUCUUAAAAGCAAAAUGUUCUUCCAAGAAUAAGACGCUGUCUUUGAAAACAAGUAUUUGACCAGCACUCAAAGCAGUGAAACGGAUGUUAAAAGCUGUCACCUGUUCAGAUUACAAAUCAGGCACCAAGUGUUCCAAACACAAGGAAAAAAAAUCGUAACUCCACUCCAGGAGAAGCCAGAAACAAAGAGUCCCUAUAACCCAACGGUUGUCAAGAAAUGCUGCUGCAGAGCCCAGAAGUCCCACCAGAGAAGCUGCGAAAGCGCUGCAGGGAGAGGAGGUGGACGGAGCAGGUGGGUGUCCAAAGCACCCACCCCAAGUCCAGUUCAACCGAGCUAGCUUGGCUUUUAUUCAUUUUAUAAAUCAGGCUUCUGCGAAUGAUUCUGUUUGAAGAGAAGGUGCCCCUGAAAAAGAAUUUUUACAAAAUCGCCCGCCACAAUCUGAUGGCACUGAAUGGGUUCUCUAAUCACUCUGAAACCUCCAAGUAAUGUUGUGAAGCUGUUCUGAGUAUUUAUUCUCUUUCUGUAAUAAAAAUUAAGACUGCUGUGUGA